Messenger RNA from Seminavis robusta, 2056 nucleotides. Lineage: Eukaryota; Bacillariophyta; Bacillariophyceae; Naviculales; Naviculaceae. The record is from the annotation of a GenBank genome assembly.
CCUGACCUUAAUUUGCUGCUUCUGCUACGACUCUACCUGAUCCUUUGAAACCCUUCAUGUCAUCAAAUGGCACUACCAUUGUAGACAAGUUGAUUCGAUUCACUGCCUACCGGUAGCUAGACUCGACUCGAGCCAGCGUGAAAAGAAGGGAAGGAUCGGUGGGCAGCAUGCAAACAUGGUGUCAUGCCAAGCCAAAGGAGAGCGACAGCAACAAUCCGAGCAGAGUACCAGGUACCAGGUAUGGGGAAGAAUGAUCAAUCUUACAACCCUACGGUACGCUGUGCCAGCUACUACUCUAGCUAGCUACUAGUACCACCUGGUACACCGUACUAGUACCAAAGGUUAUCCCUUUCCCUGGAACCAAUAGUACGAAUGAAUUGCCGGGACUAAAUCAAACCACGCACUUGUUUGCUCUUUCAAAGACGUCACUGUGUCGAGGAAGAUGCUGAUGUCAAACAGCAAACCGCCGACAUCUUCAAUCGUCGCCUCUCUGCGGUGGGACGUCUCUGAUCAUCAGAAGUGAUGGGUCCUUUCGGUUUGCUUGUGAAAUCCUUGCUCGAAGUCCGUAUCGCAUAAAUUAAGACCAAGAGUCAAUAGGAGCACCCUGCCAACUAUAGAAAAGAUGAAGUUUUCUGCAGCAUGCUUGAGCCUUUGUUUGGCCACUGCGGCGGCUUUUGCCCCCGCUCAGUACCAAACAGCAAAGACAUUGUCGACAGCUAGUUCUUUGGCUUCUCCACUUCGGAUGUCUACCACCGUCGAAGCACCAGCGACAACAAAUGAGGAAGCACCUGGAAUGAUGAGGCCGCCGAUUGACAUGAAGUGGGAAGAGGUCGCCGCUCAGCUGCAAGAAGCAUUUGGAUACAGCCAAACUGAACUGGAUUCAUACACCAUGCUUGACUCUGACAAGGAGGGAUUAAUGAAAUUGUACAAAGCCAUGCAAACAGCCAGAGCUUUUGAGAAUGCCUGCAACCAACAAUACAUGCAAGGAAAGAUCCGUGGUUUUAUGCAUCUUGACAAUGGACAAGAGAGCAUCCCUGGUCUUCUUGACUAUGCACUCAAACCAGAUGACAAAAAGAUCUCUUACUACAGAGAACACACUCACGCCAUUGCCAGUGGUGUAGACAUGGGAGAGGUCAUGGCAGAGCUUUUCAUGAAAGAUACAGGAACCUGCCGUGGUGCUGGUGGAUCCAUGCACAUCUUUGACAAAGAAACUUACUUCCAGGGUGGCUGGGCUCUUGUCUGUGAACAACUUCCAUAUGCUUGUGGUUUGGCCAAGGCCAUCCAGUUGGAUAAGCACUUGGGAAUCUCAGAUGAUGCCGAAGUCAAGGCCAAGGACAAUGUCCCCCCACCAGCGGAUGAUGACCGAAUUUCUGUUGUGUUCAUUGGAGAGGGUGGGUCUCAGAAUGGCCGCAUGGCUGAAGUUCUCAACUCUGCCUCCAAGGAUAAUCUCCCCUUGCUUAUCAUUGUCAUUGACAAUGGCCGUGCCAUCAACACUUUCACUCCUGAUGUUGCAAAGAACUCGGAUGUGUUCAAGCAAGGAAAGCACUAUGGAGUUCCUGGUCUUUUGGUUGAUGGAAACAACCCCGCUGAUGUGGCCAAGGGAGGCAAGGCGGUUAUUGACUACAUUCGCAGUGGCAAGGGCCCUGCUGUCUUGCAGGUACACACCUACAGAUUCAACGGUCACUCCCCUGCUGACCCUGAGCAUGAGCGUGGUCGCAAGGAUGAGAAGGCUUGGGCUCGUUCUGAACAAGAUCCCAUCAAAAAUUUUGAGGCUAUCUACACUGCCAAUGGCAUGUUCACUGAAGAAGAACUGAAGGCAACAAGGAAAGAAGUCUUGGCUGAAGUGAAGGCUUGUGUUAAGUUUGCUGACGAAUCUCCCAUGCCUCCUGUUGAGCUUGCCAAGGAGCUUGAAUACCCUGACGCUGCAGAUACAGACUACAACUUGAAGGAGGGCCCUGCAUGGGCUGAUGAGGUCAAUGCCAGAACCAUCAGUCCUGAGAAGAUGGAGACUGUCCAGGCACACAUUGCUGAUCUCCAGGCCAAGGCCAAGGAUUGA